UCGGUGGGGAGACUGCAGCUUUUAGAAACACACACAAGGAGAAGGCUUUCAUUCUCAGCCCAAAGCUUCGUUUAGGCACAGCCCAUUCUCGAGGAGAGGGGGGACAGAGAGGUAGUCUCGGCGUGUCCAUGUUUGCUACUGUCAUCUCCGCCCCUAUCUGAUUCAACGCGAGCCCGCCAGUCUUCAGCCAGCGUCAGGAAGGAGGAAGGAUUUUUUUUGUUGGGUGGGCUGCCGCAGAUUCGCGACCGGAGAAACCCGCGGCAGAGACUCGGCUAUAACCACGGCCCCUCGACUUGAACCAUGUCGUUUAAAGACAAAUAACCGGGUGACCCGCUUUCGGCGCAUGUUGCUGCUGGGACCCGUGAGCUCGGCACAGGCGUGGGUUGCGCUCUGCACCUGACAGACCCUCCGCACACCUUACACUCCGCGACCAGAGUUGUGGGGAGAAAAAAACAACAUCAACAACAAGGGAGGAAAAACUUGGUAGUUUUUCGAGAGGUCCUCUCUGACCGAGUGCACCCUAAGGACACGUUACGCGCGGACUUGUUUUGAAGCUUUACGGUGAAGCAUUUUUUUACGCCUUUAAAGCUGAAUUACCAAGGCGAAACGGCGACCUCAGUCGAUUACCUGUCGUUCCUGUGCUAUCCCAUGGAUAUUCACUGCAAAUCGGACCCCUUCUCGGCGAUGCACCGGCAUGGCGGGGUGAACCAGCUCGGCGGGGUGUUUGUGAACGGCAGACCCCUGCCUGACGUCGUCAGGCAGCGGAUAGUCGAGCUGGCCCACCAAGGGGUCAGGCCGUGUGACAUCUCCCGACAACUGCGGGUCAGUCACGGCUGCGUCAGCAAAAUCCUCGGCAGGUACUACGAAACGGGCAGUAUUAAACCCGGGGUCAUUGGGGGCUCCAAACCAAAGGUCGCGACUCCCAAAGUAGUGGAUAAAAUAGCAGACUAUAAACGACAGAACCCCACCAUGUUCGCUUGGGAGAUCCGGGACCGGCUCCUGGCGGAGGGGGUCUGCGAUAACGACACCGUCCCGAGCGUCUCCUCCAUCAACAGGAUUAUCCGCACCAAGGUCCAGCAGCCCUUCCACCCGUCCCGGACGGCUCCAUCCCCCGCUGUCCCCGCCGGACACACCAUAGUGCCCAACACAGCCUCCCCGCCUGUUACGAGCGCGUCCAACGAUCCCGUCGGUUCCUACUCCAUCAACGGCAUCCUGGGUAUCCCUCGCUCCAACGAGAAGAGGAAACGAGACGAAGGUCGAGACAUGGCCAGCACGACCUUGCCGGGGUACCCCCCCCACGUCCCCCCGACGGGCCAGGGCAGCUACCCCACCUCCACGCUCGCCGGCAUGGUGCCCGGAGGGGACUUUUCUGGAAACCCCUACUCCCACCCCCAGUACACAACCUACAAUGAAGCCUGGAGGUUCAGCAACCCAGCGUUACUCAGUUCCCCUUAUUAUUAUAGUGCCGCGUCCCGUGGCUCAGCACCACCCACUGCUGCCACGGCCUAUGACCGCCACUAGUUACCACGGCGACCGCUACAAGCUGCAGGGCCACGGCUACGGACCGCACAUCGUCCCCGUCUGAGGAAAUGGAAGAAGA
Molecule: messenger RNA, 1600 nt
Organism: Gadus macrocephalus (Pacific cod)
Lineage: Eukaryota; Metazoa; Chordata; Actinopteri; Gadiformes; Gadidae
Gene: pax2a
Product: paired box 2a
Biological process (GO): regulation of transcription by RNA polymerase II; anatomical structure development
Molecular function (GO): DNA-binding transcription factor activity, RNA polymerase II-specific; RNA polymerase II cis-regulatory region sequence-specific DNA binding
Source: RefSeq, a predicted model, not a curated record